Phlebotomus argentipes is the source of this 1987-nucleotide messenger RNA. RefSeq names its product cationic amino acid transporter 2 (gene slif). Gene Ontology annotation, molecular function: amino acid transmembrane transporter activity. The transcript is spliced from 3 exons. Bases 36 to 1853 code for a protein of 605 amino acids. The record is from RefSeq and is a predicted model, not a curated record. Lineage: Eukaryota; Metazoa; Arthropoda; Insecta; Diptera; Psychodidae. Gene Ontology annotation, cellular component: plasma membrane. Gene Ontology annotation, biological process: transmembrane transport; amino acid transport.
UCCCUGUUUCAGGAAAUUGAUCACCUGCCAGAAAUAUGUUCCUGCAGGUUCUGCACUCCUUCAAGAAGCUCUAUGCAGCACUAGUGCGACGGAAACGUCAGGAGGACGACGGAAGUGAGUCGAAAUUGGCCAGAGUGCUGACCCUGUUCGAUCUCACGGCUCUGGGUGUGGGCAGCACUCUUGGCCUGGGCGUGUAUGUCCUGGCAGGCGCCGUGGCCAGGGAACAGGCCGGCCCGGCAGUGACAAUCUCCUUCCUAAUCGCCGCCAUCGCCUCGGCCUUCUCUGGUCUCUGCUACGCGGAGUUCGCAGCACGCGUCCCAAAAGCUGGGUCGGCCUAUAUCUACAGCUAUGUCAGCAUAGGGGAGUUUGUGGCCUUCACCAUUGGGUGGAAUCUCAUCCUAGAAUAUGUCAUAGGUACUGCCAGCGUUGCUCGAGGACUAAGCGGUUACCUUGAUUCAAUCUUCGAUCAAAAGAUGUCGCAAACGCUUUAUGAACUCUUUCCCAUCAAUGUCGAUUUCCUAGCUGAAUAUCCUGACUUCUUCACCUUCAUCGUGGUGAUGCUCCUGGCCGUCCUUCUUGCAGUCGGAGUGAAGGAGUCCACGCUCUUCAACAACAUCUUCACUGCCGUCAACAUGAUUACAAUAGUGAUCAUAAUCAUAGCUGGACUAAUCAAAGUGAAUCCCGCCAAUUGGGCUGUCGAUCCCAGCACCACUCCUGAGUGCAAGACUGCUGAGUGUGGUUCUGGAGGAUUCAUGCCCUUUGGCAUUGCUGGAGUGAUGGCUGGAGCGGCCAAGUGCUUUUACGGCUUUGUGGGCUUCGACUGUGUGGCCACAACUGGCGAGGAGGCGAAGAAUCCCAAGCGCAACAUUCCUCUCUCCAUCGUCCUGUCACUCAUCAUCAUCUUCCUGGCGUACUUCCUCAUCUCCAUGGUGCUCACCAUGAUGGCGCCUUUUUUCGUGCUGGACGCCAACGCUCCCUUUCCCCAUGUCUUCGAGAUGGUGGGCUACGUGGAGGUCAAGUGGAUCGUGACUAUUGGCGCCAACUUUGCCCUCUGCACAUCCCUCUUGGGCGCAAUGUUUCCUCUGCCACGCGUCCUGUACGCCAUGGCCAGCGACGGCAUCCUCUACAAGAUCUUUCAGAAGGUGUCGUCGAAGACGAAGACUCCAGUAGUCGCCACAAUGCUUGCGGGUUUCUUCGCCGCCAUCAUGGGAGCAAUCUUCAAUCUCCACCAACUCAUCGACAUGAUGUCCAUCGGCACCCUCUUGGCGUACUCCAUCGUGGCCAUUUGCGUGCUUGUGCUCCGCUAUCAGGAUGAAGACAUGCCCGAAGAUAUUAGCAAUGCGAGUGUUCUUGCCAAGAUGUUUAAUUCCAAUCGAAUAAGUGGAACCAAUGUCACCACAAGCGCCAUCAGCAAGAUCGGAAUUGUAAUGUUCAGCAUUCUGGCCAUUGUUCUCUGUGGUCUCAUCACCUUUGGCGACAUUAUCGACUAUCCAGUGAUUCAAAUUUCCGCGACGAUUGUUGUGGUCGCCAUGAUUAUUUGCAUUGUCGCCAUUGGGCGUCAACCAAUUUCCAGUGUGAAAUUAACCUUCCAAGUGCCUCUGGUGCCGUUUCUUCCCUGCAUCUCCAUCUUCAUCAAUUUCUACCUCAUGUUUCAACUGGACGCACACACGUGGAUUCGUUUCGCCGUGUGGGUCAUCAUUGGGUACAUCAUCUACUUCAGCUACGGCAUGGGUCACUCCAUUGAGGGAAAGCACCGAAAGGAAGAGGGCAAUAGACAGAUGAGAAGUGUUGAGAAGAACGUGUCUCAAUAUCAGGAAACAACUGGUACAUACAAAAUGACGCUGAAGGAAUAAUGUGGCGCCAUUUCAGUGCUGAGAGCAGCAAAACGCACCAUUGUGAUAGAUUGAAUAAAGUCAGGACAAAUAUUAUACAAAUGUAAGACGUCAUUGAUUGAUAUUUUCUCAUGUGAAUAAAUAAGAUAUUGCCA